Trichoderma citrinoviride is the source of this 687-nucleotide messenger RNA. RefSeq lists its product as hypothetical. The record is from RefSeq and is a predicted model, not a curated record. Bases 1 to 687 code for a protein of 228 amino acids. The transcript is spliced from 3 exons. Lineage: Eukaryota; Fungi; Ascomycota; Sordariomycetes; Hypocreales; Hypocreaceae.
AUGGAUUUCAAGUACGACGACGCUCCUCAGCUCGCCGAGGGCCACGACCUGCCCGAGGCCUACGUCCAUAGGAAGAAGACGACCGGCACUGUUUGCGGUAUCUCGCUGGUUCUCUUCCUCUCCAUCAUCAUCGGCAUCCUGUCUGCGGCGGUCAUCGGGCUGGCAGCCGGUACUGGCGUCGCCACCAAGAACUACAACGAUGCAAAGUCCCAGGUGAAAGCCCUCAACGCUUCGCUAGUUGCUGCUCAAGCCGAGAGCACGCCUACUGGUACUACACCUUCUGCGACCGCCGCCCUCCCCUCCGGCACGCCCAACUUUAGCAACAUCACCAACGGCUGCUCCACCGACGCGGAUGAUGUUACCGGAAACAUUUACACGUCUCAAUUCUUUGGCAAGCCUCACUUCACCAUGUACUGCAACAAAGAUACCAUCAACCCGACCAUGCUCUCCGUGUUCGCCCCCGACUUCAACGGCUGCAUGGACGCUUGCGCCGCGUGGAAUUAUUAUAACACGACCAAGGGCGACUGUGUGGCCGUCUCAUUCAUUCCUGCUUGGGGUAACAUAGCCGUGGCCGUGGCCGGCGGCGCUCCCGGAGACUGCUACCUCAAGCCGGGACCUCAGACCAAGGCCAACUUGUCGACUCCUAAUAUCGGAACCGAGUGUCACGCUGCCAUCGUUCUGAGCUAG